Molecule: messenger RNA, 1234 nt
Organism: Punica granatum (pomegranate)
Lineage: Eukaryota; Viridiplantae; Streptophyta; Magnoliopsida; Myrtales; Lythraceae
Source: RefSeq, a predicted model, not a curated record
AUCCUCUGCCGGUGGCCACAGCUUAGUAAAACCAUAUAAGAGAAUCAGCUCGAGACAUUGGAUAUAUUCGAACUUCAGCUGAACGUUAAAGCAAUGUGACUCAAGGCCGGGAUCCUCGUUCCGGCUAUGGACAAAGUUGGGACGGUUCAGAAAGUUCAGGGGCCAAAAUGAAAUUAACCCGAAAGAGUUCCUAGGCCAAGCAACGGAUAAGGGAAGAAAGAGACCUUCCCUCUCUUCGAGUCCUCUGUUCUUUCUUACAUUUGCUUACGCGGCGGACGCUCUGAUGUGACCUCUCCCGUGCCGGCAAUGGCCAUCGUCACCGCCCCGGUGCAAGUUAGCAUUGGUCGGUUCACAUCGUUGAGUUCCUCUCGUCCCUUCUCGUCGACUCCAGCCCAGAGACCGAGAAAGCCCCCUGCUGUGAAGUGCUCACACCACGCCCCUGAGUGGGGGCAGGCGCAGAGCAGGCGACUGGUCUCCAUGUCUCUCCUCCUCUCUCACUGCAUCCUCCUCGCAGACCAGGCUAAUGCAGGCAGCUUUUUCGACAAGUAUGUAAAGAGAAAAAAGCUUGAUCCUCUAGAUGCUUACGUACCUGCUGUUAUAUUGACCGAGCUGCAGAUUAAGGAUUUAGAGAAAAAUCUUGAGGGUGAAAAACCUGAAUUCUCCAGCUGCCGAUCAUUACUACGUUCUGGGCCGGCAGCAUCUUUCCGUGUUAAUAUUCGAGCCGUGGCACAGUAUGCUUCAGACAGUGGGAAUGGUAAAACUGCUUUCGACGAUGUUGAUCAAUGUCUCAGAGCCCUCGAAGAACUCGAUUCCUUACUCCUACAUGCUUCCAGAAAUGAACCAGACGCCUCAGUAAACUCCAUGAAAGCAAAGAUUGGAGUCGCCCUUAAUGCACUCGAUGGUCUCCUCAAAACUGUACCUCAAGACGUGUUGGAGAAAGGAAAAGCAAUAGCCGAUGCUUACAGAGCUCCAGAUGACGGGGAACCCGAACCUGAUAUCUCGGACCCAGAAAUUAAGCAGUUGGAAUCGAUAUUAUGAUUCCGAGAUGAGCAUGUCUCUUUCUACACUGAUUGAUACUUCAGUAUGAUAUUAUAUGAUACCUGCCCCUUCCGUCUGCUCUCUCACAGCACCGGCUUUAUUGUUCACAGAAAAUGUAUAUGAUCUAACAACUGUAAAAUUGCGUGGCUUGAAUUUUAGCCGUGUCCUUCUAUCGUGGUUUUUGAGCACGCUUUCA